AUGACUGUUAAAGAGAGAAAAAAAGUAGCGGAACUUUUGGAAAUGGAAGCGAAGAUUCAGAAGCUAUGGUCAGAUGCGAAAGUAUUUGAAAUGGAUGCUUCCAGUGACAAAUCUGAGCCCAAAUAUAUGGCAAACAUACCAUAUGCAUACAUGAAUGGUCGUCUUCAUUUAGGACAUUCUUUCACGAUAUCAAAAACCGAGUUCGCGAUAGGAUUUCAACGGCUGUUGGGAAAACGCUGUCUGUUUCCGUUUGGUUUACACUGCACUGGUAUGCCAAUCAAAGUCUGUGCGGAUAAAUUAAAGAGAGAAGUAGAAGAAUUCGGAUACCCACCAAAUUUUCCAGAUGAUGAUAAUGAUAGUAAAAUGCCAACCGAAGAGAACAGUGUUAUAGAGGAAAUUAUCAAAGAUAAAAGUAAAGGGAAAAAGAGUAAAGCUGUCGCAAAAACUGGAGGAGCGAAAUAUCAAUGGCAAAUUAUGAAAAUGCUGGGUUUAGAUGAUUCAGAAAUCAUCAAAUUUACAGACGCAAGCCAUUGGCUUGAUUAUUUCCCCCAACUUUGCAUUAGUGAUGUUCAGAAAAUGGGUCUCAAGAUUGAUUGGCGACGUACCUUUAUCACUACUGACCGCAAUCCUUACUAUGAUUCAUUUGUUUGCUGGCAAUUUCGGAAACUACGUGAAGCUAAAAAAAUCGAUUUUGGCAAGCGUUAUACAAUAUAUUCUCCAGGUGAUGGGCAACCAUGCAUGGAUCAUGAUCGAUUGGCUGGAGAGGGUGCUGGACCUCAAGAGUAUACACUUAUCAAAUUGAAGAUUCUUGAACCAUUACCAGAGUUCCUAGCAAAAAGUGAGAAAAAUGUUUUUUUGGUAGCUGCAACAUUGAGACCUGAAACAAUGUAUGGACAAACGAACUGUUUUAUUCAUCCGGAUAUUGAGUAUUGUGCUUUUUAUGCUGGCCAAAGAGAAACUGAAGUUUUUGUAGCAACAAAAAGAGCAGCAAGGAAUAUGAGUUAUCAGGAAAUGACUGCUGAAAAUGGAAAAAUACGAUUUGUUGAUGGUGCUGAAAAGAUAUUGGGCAAACAAUUGCUUGGUUUGGCAUUAAAAAGUCCUCUAACGAAAUAUGAUCGUAUCUACUCAUUACCUAUGCUUACGAUCAAGGACGAUAAAGGCACCGGUAUUGUGACCAGUGUACCGUCUGAUUCGCCGGAUGAUUAUGCGGCUUUAAUGGAUUUGAAGAGGAAAAAGCCGUUGCGAGAAAAAUUUGGUAUAAAAGAUGAAAUGGUGCUGCCAUAUGAGCCGAUUCCAGUUUUGAAGAUACCAGAAUAUGGAGAAAUGGCUGCCGUUUAUCUUUGUCAAAAAAUGAAGAUUGAAAGUCAAAAUGACCGAGACAAAUUAGCAGAAGCCAAGAAAGAAGUGUAUCUGAAAGGAUUUUAUGAUGGCGUGAUGGUGACUGGUAAAUACGCUGGACAAAAAACUGCAGAAGUAAAGAAGGAAAUUCGAGAGGAAUUGAUUACAUCCGGAGAGGCAACAUUGUUUGUUGAACCCGAAAAGAAAGUUGUAUCGCGUUCUGGUGAUGAAUGCGUUGUGGCUUUAUGUGAUCAAUGGUAUUUAAAUUAUGGUGAUGAAGAAUGGAAGAAGGAAGCGAAAAAAGCUUUGGCUCAACUGAAUACAUAUACAGAAGAUGUUCGAAAAAAUUUGGAUGCGACGAUUGACUGGUUGCAUGAGCAUGCUUGCUGUCGAUCAUAUGGUUUAGGUUCAAGAUUGCCAUGGGAUCCUCAGUAUCUUAUUGAAUCACUUUCUGAUUCAACAAUAUAUAACGCCUACUAUACAGUGGCACAUCUUCUACAAGGUGGUACUAUUGAUGGAAGCGUUAUUGGUCCGGCUGGAAUCAAAGCAUCGGAUAUGGUUGAUGAUUGCUGGGAUUACAUAUUCUUAAAUAAGCCUUACAAUGCGAAGACAAUGCCGGUCCAAGAAUCACAAUUAGCUCUAUGCAGAAAAGAAUUUCUUUAUUGGUACCCGGUUGAUAUGCGUGCUUCCGGUAAAGAUCUUCUACAGAAUCACCUUACGUAUUACUUGUUUAACCACGUUGCCAUCUGGAAAGAUCAACCUGAAUUGUGGCCUAGAAGCAUACGAGCAAAUGGACAUCUGUUACUAAAUAAUGAAAAGAUGUCCAAACAAACAGGCAAUUUUCUAACUCUUAGCGAAACUGUGGGAUUGUUCUCGGCUGAUGGAAUGCGUAUUUCUUUGGCGGACGCAGGAGAUUACGUGGAAGAUGCAAAUUUUGUUUAUGAUAUGGCUGAUGCAGCAGUACUGCGUUUAUACAAUCUUCUUGUAUGGUCACGUGAAAUGGUUGCUUUACGAGAACAGAACAUCUUGCGCAGUGGACAGAAACUUACUUUUGCUGAUCAGGUUUUCGACAAUGAAAUGAAUAGCGCAAUUCAAAAAACAUUUGAUAGCUAUGAGCAAACGCUUUUCAAGGAAGCUUUAAAACACGGAUUUUUUGAAUAUCAGGGUUAUCGUGACAAAUAUCGCGAGCAUUGUGGAGGCGAUACUGAAAUGCAUGUUGAUAUGGUUUUCAAAUGGAUUGAAACACAAGCAAUUAUUUUAUCACCAAUUUGCCCUCAUGUAUCUGAGCAGAUAUGGCAGAUUUUAGGAAAGGAUGGCUUUAUUGUGUGUGCAAAAUGGCCUAUCAUCCCACCUGCUGAUGAUCUGAUAACAAAAAAAGCCGAAUUCAUGGAUGAUACAAUCAGAGAUUUCCGAUUACGUUUGAAAAAUCACAUGAAUUUGAAACAAAAAAGGGUAAAGAUACAAAUCCGCCGUCGGAAGCAAUAAUAUACUUUGCAGAAGAAUAUCCAUCUUGGCAAAAGGAAGUGCUUGGCUUAUUGAAUCAAUGUUAUCAGGAAGGCAAUGGUGAAUUACCGGAUAACAAAGAGAUAUCUCGUCGCUUAGGUGCAAUAGAGAGUUUAAAGAAGUUUAUGAAAAAAACGAUGCCUUUCGUUCAACUGAUACGUGAAAACUUAGCAAUACACGGUGAAUCAGCCCUGGAUAUUGCUUGUAGAUUUGAUCAGAAAGAAGUUUUGGAGCAGAAUUUGGAUUACAUAUUAUCAGCUUUGGAUCUGGAAAGUGUUACCAUUACUGAUGUAAGAGGAGUAGUGCCAGCAAAUGUAGUAGAAAUGACUUGUCCUGGAAAGCCGAUCAUAAUGUAUAAAGAACAGGAACCUGGUAUUACCAUUACAUUUCGAAAUGUAGAUCCUUGUUCUGGUCUGUUUGAUAUUGAAAUACCAAUUAUAAAUGGCGAUACUGUAGCAAUCAUUAUUCGGCGUUUGAAGAGAGUUUCAAAAGAUCUUAAACCUAAACAAACUGUUUCUUUGUGGCGAUAUUUGGAUCCCUUAGGUGGCGAUAGGAAGUUGAUACGAUCAAAAAAUUCGUUAGAAAAUAACGAACGAAUUCCUGAUUCUGCACAAUUCAAAGUGGAUAUUCAGAGUGGAAAAAUUUAUCUGCAGAAUAACGGCAACAAAUUUUAUUUGGGCAACACAAUAGUAUAUAGGAGUUCCAAUUGA
Molecule: messenger RNA, 3551 nt
Organism: Brugia pahangi
Lineage: Eukaryota; Metazoa; Nematoda; Chromadorea; Rhabditida; Onchocercidae
Source: the annotation of a GenBank genome assembly